AUGGCCGCUCCUUCUGCACACGUGUGUGUCCUCCUCCUCGCCAUCGCCUUUGCAGUUGCCUCGGUGCCGGCGAUGGCUCGACCGGUUCACAAGGGCAAAGAUCCGAUACACAACGACGGCCCUCCUGCACCCGGACAUACGGCGAGUGAAGAUGUCCAUGAGAUUGUGAAGCCUGUUCCACACGUGAUUUAUUACCCCAUGAAGUCGGAAGUUCCCAGCGGCGAGAACCCGGUGCACAACGGCUCUCCUUCUCAUCCUCAUGAGAGCUCCUACCCCGUGAAGUACGAAGUUCCCAGCGGUGAGAACCCGGUGCACAACGGCUCUCCUUCUCAUCCUCAUGAGAGCUACCCCGUGAAGUCCGAAGUUCCCAGCGGUGAGAACCCGGUGCACAACGGCUCUCCUACUCCUUCUCACGAUACCUGCCCCAUGAAGUCAGAAGUUCCCAGCGGCGAGAACCCGGUGCAUAACGGAUCUCCUUCUCCUCCUCACGAGCGUUACCCCGUGAAGACACAAGUUACAAGUGGUUCGGACCCGGUGCAUAAUUAA
Molecule: messenger RNA, 546 nt
Organism: Brachypodium distachyon (stiff brome)
Lineage: Eukaryota; Viridiplantae; Streptophyta; Magnoliopsida; Poales; Poaceae
Product: apidaecins type 14-like
Exons: 1
Coding region: 1-546 (181 amino acids)
Source: RefSeq, a predicted model, not a curated record